AUGGACCCUGCCUCCUCUUCUCGUCCUUCGGCAGCCGCAGCUCUAGAGCUCCAACGAUGCAGAUGUUUGAGGCCAGGGCAAGUGAGGAUGCCGUCCCAGCCUCCCUCUGUCUCUGAGGACACGGUGGAGGCUAGUGCCACUGCCAUGGCUGAUGAGAUGGAGAGGGUCCGCGACCUCCCUGGUGAUGACAACGACGACAUGGGCGAUGAAGAGGUAGAAGAGAUCUUCGGCCGUGGAGCUAUACCUGGUGGAGCUGGCGCAGAGGACCCCAUCGACCUUGAUGGUGACGAAGGUGGUGGUGGAGAAGAAGACGGUGAGAACGCCGACGACGACUAG
Molecule: messenger RNA, 336 nt
Organism: Miscanthus lutarioriparius
Lineage: Eukaryota; Viridiplantae; Streptophyta; Magnoliopsida; Poales; Poaceae
Source: the annotation of a GenBank genome assembly